AGGCGUCGUCUACGAAGAACCCCAGUCUGCUAGGGGGCCGAUAAAUCUGUUCGGAAGAGUCUACAGUUCUGGGGACUUGUUUUACUCGCUAUGGGCCGGUGAUCGUGUAGCGCAAUGCUUGCGAUCGAUUGCGCGCAGCUAAAAGUUCACAUACGCGAGUCCAAGCCAUUAUGAGCCGUAGGGCUAACAAUCUCUCUUAUGAGAAGCCGGAGCCGUCGUUCCUCCGUAAAUUGAGGAAUGAGUUCGGAGAUGGCAGCGACCACCACCGGAGCCGCCCAAAUCCACGGCCUGCCAAAUCUAAAUAUGCUGAAGACGAAGAUGACGGACCUACCUACGUGGACGAAGAUAACGAAGUCAUCUCCAAGGAGAAGUAUCUAGAGAUGGUAGCCGGGCCAAAGGGUGACACUGAAGAAAACGAAGCCACGAAGCCUCCCGCAGAUGAAGGAGCCGAGACAGAAAGACGAACUUCCAAAUCAAAGCAGAAUAUGGCGGAGAUAGGUGCCUCGAAGAAGAGGAAGCAAGGCAAAGUCAUAGGAGGUGGCGAUGUUCCUGAAGAUCAAGAGACAUCUCAAGCUCAGUCCGAAGCGCCGAAGCGGAAGAAGAAUACAAAGAAGAAGAUCAAGCUCUCGUUCGAUGACGAGGAAUGAAAUGUUGACGCCUUUGAGGGUACCUAUUCUCGACUCAUGCCGUCUGGGGUGUCCCUGGACAUGGUAACAAAAGUCUGCGGAUACUUUACCACCGCCACUACAAGGAUAUAUUACACAAGAACAAUCUACGGUCGUAAUCAUGAAUAAUAUCUAUUAUCUUAGC
Messenger RNA from Trichophyton rubrum CBS 118892, 810 nucleotides. RefSeq lists its product as uncharacterized. The record is from RefSeq and is a predicted model, not a curated record. Lineage: Eukaryota; Fungi; Ascomycota; Eurotiomycetes; Onygenales; Arthrodermataceae. The transcript has 2 exons. The coding region runs from base 171 to 647 and encodes 158 amino acids.